This is a messenger RNA of Striga asiatica, 1475 nucleotides long. NCBI's taxonomy places the organism in Eukaryota, Viridiplantae, Streptophyta, Magnoliopsida, Lamiales, Orobanchaceae. The record is from the annotation of a GenBank genome assembly.
AUGAAAUCGCUGUGUGUUCUCACGACUCUGUUAUCACCAUCUCCAUUACCAUCAUCGUCCUUCCACUCGCUCACUGUCAGUCAACGAACACCUUGAGGAAGAACAAUCUAUCUGCGGAAUUUCUUGUUGAUUCCCUCACCACGCUCAAAAAAUGCUUCCACACGCGCCUUCUAUAAUCUCUAACCUCUCCCCUUCACUCCUCCCCACAGUCCAUUUGCUCAAACCCUCAGUUUUUCUCUCUAGACCCGCAAUUAAUCGAUCCUCCUUCAUGCCAUUGAUUAAGAACAACAAACUGUGGGUCCAACCUAUGAGAUGCUCCGUCUCUGUAGUUACAGAGCCCCCCCGUUUGGAAUCCGCCGACAAUCACAAGCCUUUUGCAGCUGAGGUCUCCCGAACGAUUGUGGAGUUAUCCUCUGUGGGCACCCUUUCAACCCUCCCUCAGGACGGCUCGCCCUUAGGUUACGGCGUUCGCUUUGCUGUUGACUUGAAUGGAGCUCCGGUGUUAUGCUUGAAUGAGUUCGAUGUACGAUUUUCUCCUGAUAAUCGGAGAUGUAGCCUUCAUGUCCAGUUGGAGCAGUGUGGUCAGCGGACGCCUCAGUGUACCAUACAAGGGAACCUUGAGAAACCUGUAGAUAAGACUGUUUUGAGGAGACUCUGUUCAGCAUGGAAGAAGCGGUUUAACGAGGAAGUGGAAGAAAGUUGCAUCUAUGUCAUUGAUGUUGAAAGGGUUCUCCAAAUAGAUGAUUAUGCCCAGGAUGGUGUUUGGGUUUCUUCAUCAGAGUAUGCAUCAGCUGAACCAGAUCCACUACGAGACUGUGCAGAAAAAAUUGUUGAUGAGAUUAACACCCACAGCAAAGAAGAUGUUCAUCGAUUUUGUAACAUUUAUGCAGACUUGGAUUUCCAGGUACUGGAUGCCAAGAUGGUGUGGGUUGAUCGACUAGGCUUCGAUGUGCACGUGAGAUCUGUGCAUGAUGAUGUGUAUGAGGUCCGAAUACCUUUCCCUAGACAAGUGUCGGAUGAGAAGGGUGCAAAAUCAUCCUUCAAUGGUAUGUCUCAGCUCGCCUGGGAAGUCGAAAAGAAUUUUCAUUCCCAUGAAUUCAGUAAGGUCAAACACCUGAAGAAGGUCACUAAGUCAAAUUAGUUUUCAAUGUCACACAUAUCCCUCUUUAUCUCAUUAUUUAUCUCGUUUAUGCGUUACUGGCAUGGGUUAUCAUCCCCCGUUUUGAUCUGUUGUAUUGUGUGUAUUUUAAUUUUUGUAUCCUUCUCCCUUUGGUUAUUAUCAUCAGUUCGUGAUAACUUUGUGGGAGAGUAUCCCCUGCCACAAGGUGUGGCAACCAAUAUUUUAGUUUCUUACCAAGUAAUGUGGUCUUCUUAAAUGUCAUUACUCAUUACUGUAGUUGUGUUAUGGUUUGUGCAUUCGGUGCUAAGUAAAUUUAUCGCACGGUACCAUAUCAGUAUUCAUAAUUUAAACUGUG